Nicotiana tabacum (common tobacco) is the source of this 3692-nucleotide messenger RNA. RefSeq lists its product as uncharacterized. Gene Ontology annotation, biological process: protein import into nucleus. Lineage: Eukaryota; Viridiplantae; Streptophyta; Magnoliopsida; Solanales; Solanaceae. Gene Ontology annotation, molecular function: protein binding. The record is from RefSeq and is a predicted model, not a curated record.
UCUCUAGAGUUAAUUAAUAAACACAACAUCGUCUCUCCCAACUCCAUAGUCGUCUCUCCCAACUCUCUCAGUCUCUCUCUCUCUCUCUCUCAUGGAUACGGAAUCGACUGAGUUCCAGAGGGCCGAAAUGGAGGCAAUUCUCGUGACCGACUCAGAAGAGGCAUUUGAAACUUUAAUUUCCGAUGAAAUGUGGAACUCAGAGGAAAAACAUCUGGAGGCUAAGUCAAUGUUCAACCUGAUGAAGCACAAGGAUCCUGAGUCUCUUGCUAAUAAUCUUAUUGACUUUCUCUGCUAUUCCGAUAACCUUGAUUCCCCUCUAAGGUGCGCUGUACUCCUCUGCGAGUUUCUUAGUGAUCAGGAUGAUGACAUUGACUGGUCCACUUGGGGCAAUCUAAGUGAGGGGACUCAAUCAAGCAUUAAGCAUGUUCUUCUUAGUCAUAUGAAGAUUGAAGAAUCACAAUCUGUUAUAUUAAAGCUUUGCGACACCGUUUCAAAGUUGGCUGCUUCACUUCUCCCUGAUAACAACUGGCCUGGUUUCUUUUUUAACCUUGCAGUUGUCGGGAACGAACCAAUAUUCCGCUGGGUGACAAAUAUGCACUCGUUAUUCCUAAGUUUACUAAAUGAUGAUACUUUUAAUGUUGAAUUGAGGAUGGAUGCCCUGAGUGCUGUGACUAGCCUCAUUCAGUUCAUACCGAAUUCAAAUGAAAAACAGCGUUUUCAGGAUCUAUUACCAGGUAUGAUGAGGACGCUGACGUUGGCUGACGCAUUGAGCAACGGUGAGGCAGCCCGGAAAACGCUUGAAUCCCUUUUAGAAUUGGCCAAGUAUGACCCUGGUUUUUUCAGGCUGCAACUAGUUGUUGUUGUGGGUUCAAUAUUGGAGAUAGCUGAGGAGGAGAAAUUGGAACAAGGGACAAGGUACUUAGCAAUUGAAUUUUUGAUAACUUUGGUUGAGACGAGAAAGAGGGCCCCAGGAAUGAUGAAGAGGCUGCCGUUGUUCAUUAACAGAUGCUUUGCUAUGUUAUUAAAGUUAACACUAGAUACUAAGGAUGACCCAGCUUGGCAUACUGCCGAGACUGUGUAUGAUGAGACAGGGGCAACAAUUAACUACCACGUUGGUAUGAAGUGUUUAAAUCGGUUUUCUGCUGCAUUAGGAGGUAACGCUGUUGCUCAUAUUGCUAUAGAGCAGAUAUCUGCUUACUUGGCUGCCCCAGAGUGGGAGAAACGACAUGCAGCUCUCAUUGCACUUGCUCAUAUUGCCAAAGGUUGCUUAAAGGUGAUGAUUAAGAAUCUGGAGCAAGUGGUCGAUAUGGUCCUAAAUUGUUUCCAAGAUCCUCAUCCUCGAGUCAGAUAUGCCGCUUGCUAUGCAAUUGGCCAGUUGUUGGCUGAGUUCUCUCCACAUUUGCAAGAACAAUUCCAUACCCAAGUAUUGCUUGCAUUGUCAGCAGCUCUGGAUGAUUUUCAUUCACGAGUGCAGGCAUGUGCAAUGACAGCUCUCGUGGACUUCGGUGUGCCUGACAAGCCAGAAACUUUGAUACCUUACCUAGAUGAUUUUGUUAACAAACUGCUUGUACUAAUGCAGAAUGGCAAGCAACUAGUCCAACAAGAAGCAUUAAGGGCAUUGGCUUCUAUAGCUGAAUCUGUUGAGGGGCACUUCCGAACGUACUAUGACACUGUUAUGCCGCACUUGAAAACUGUCCUGAGAAACACAGAUCUUAAAUCUAAUCUCAUUCUUCGUGCCAGAGCAAUAAAGUGCAUAAGCUCUGUUGGGCUUGCUGGUGGAAAAGAGAAAUUUAGAGAUGAUGAAAAACAGGUUAUGGAAGAGCUUAUGUCAUUACUAGGAAUAUUACAAAUGAAGGCGGUUGAUCCUGUUACUUAUUACAUGCUAAGCGCAUGUAGUAACAUUUGCAAGUGCCUGGAGCAGGAGUUUCUUCCGUAUAUGAAUGUAGUCAUGCCCUUUUGUAUUCAAUGUGCUCAACUUAAAUUAGAUAAUAAAAGUAUAGAGAAAGUCAAGAAAAGAGAUGUCCUAGAGGUGAAAACUAAAGCCUGUAAUUUGCUAUGCUACUAUGCUGAUAUAUUGAAGGAAGAUUUCUACCCAUGGAUUUCCCAGGCUGUUUCAAUCUUUGUUCCGCUUCUUGACUUCUAUACCCGCGAGAUCAGGGCAUCUGCUGCAAAAACCAUGCCCAUCUUGUUGCGUUCUGCUAAACUGGCUGUUAAGAAAGGGAUUGCUAAAGGUGAAAGUGAGUCAUCCACGAAGAACUUGUCAGACCAUAUAAUACUGUCUUUGCUACACGCUAUACACACGGAGUACGUGACAGAAACAUGUGCAAUCAUGCUAGAUAAAUUGAACGACUGCCUGCAGAUUUGUGGACCACUUCUCAGUGAAAGUCAGGUUCGUAGCAUCGUGGAUGAAAUAAAGCAUGCCAUUACAAAAAGUUCAGAUAGAAAACAAGAACUCACGGAGAGAGCGAAAACAGAAGACUUUGAUGCUGAGGAAGCUGAAUUGUUGAGGGAGGCCGAAAUAAAGCAAGAAAGCGUAGCUUUCGGCAAUGUUGGUGAAAUAUUGUGCACAUUCAUCAAAUCUUUCAAGUCUUCUUUCUUGCCUUUCCUUGACGAGUUGUCAUCAUAUUUACUACCUAUGUGGGCCAAGGAGAAAACACCUAGUGAAAGAUGUACAUCUAUUUGUAUCUUUGAUGCUCUUAUGGAGGAGUGCCCUGAAGCAGCUCUAAAGUACUAUGAUGUAUGUCUUCCUUUAGUUUUGGACGCAAGCAAUGAUGAAGACCCAGAUGUUAGACAGGCUGCUCUUUAUGGACUUGGAGUUUGGGCGGAAUAUGAUCGUACUUCUUUCAAACACAUUGUUGAAGAAGCUUUGUCGAGCAUCAAUGUAGUGAUAAUGCAUAAAAAUGCUCUUAAACCUGAGAAUGUAUGUGCAUAUGAUAAUGCUGUUUCUGCACUUGGUAAGAUAUGCCAGUUUCAUGGUGAAAGUAUCGACUCAGCCCAGAUUAUUCCAGCUUGGUUGAAUUGCCUGCCUAUAAAAGCUGACUUGGAUGACGCCAAACAUGUUCAUGAACUGUUGUGUUCAAUGGUCGAAAGGUCCGACAGAGAACUUUUAGGUCCCAAUUAUGAAUACCUUCCAAAAGUUAUUUCAGUUUUUGCAGAGGUUUUGUGUUCUGAAAAGGAACUUGCUACAGAAGAAACUGCAAAUCGUAUGAUUGAUGCAUUGAGGCAUCUUCAGCAAACACUACCAGUAGUCACCAUGGAAUCAGCAUGGUCAUAUAUUUUGCCUCGGGAGGAGAUGGAAUUGAAAUCCAUUAUGUCACCUGAAGAAGAUGCUAACUUUUUACCUAUUCAAUGAAACUACUAUUACUGUAGUUUUUGUUGGAGCAAACAUUUUGAUGAUCGAUAAUUCUCCAAUGUAAUAUCCUAGCUUAUCUUGUGUGAUCACUCCAGGGGGAUGGUUCAGAUGUUGGGUCUGUUAUAUUUAACAAUCUUCGCACUCCCCAACUCCAGCACGCAUACUACUAUGUAAGUUGUAACAUUGUGUCAUUUCUUCAGCUAAAAGAGUCAAGAGUGUAUCAGUUGUUAGCACAAAGGAUUGAAGAUAUUCUGCAACAUCCACAUGUAUUAUAUACUUCUUAAAAGCACUACUCCUACAAACAUCAUUGAAGCAAUAAUUGGGUUAUGUUCGUUGGUAG